Messenger RNA from Centruroides sculpturatus (bark scorpion), 549 nucleotides. It is a transcript of the gene mRpL18, whose product is annotated as 39S ribosomal protein L18, mitochondrial-like. Gene Ontology annotation, molecular function: structural constituent of ribosome; 5S rRNA binding. The record is from RefSeq and is a predicted model, not a curated record. The transcript is spliced from 4 exons. Gene Ontology annotation, biological process: translation. NCBI's taxonomy places the organism in Eukaryota, Metazoa, Arthropoda, Arachnida, Scorpiones, Buthidae. Gene Ontology annotation, cellular component: ribosome; mitochondrion. The coding region runs from base 93 to 479 and encodes 128 amino acids.
AAAAAAGUAAGGUUGUUCCAGAAGAACCGCUCAGUGAAAAUGAUGUUUUUUGUGAAGAAUUUGUUAACAGAAAUCCAAGAAAUCUGGAACAGAUGUUUCUUGCACGUAAACCUUCAGGAUAUGGGCUUGAAAUGAUAAACAAAUCCUAUUGGCAUAAGUUGGAAUUAAAGAAAUCUAGUCGUUAUGUAACAGGUAAUGUAGUUCAUAACAGUGGAGAGAUUAUUAUCUCAGCUUCAUCAAAAGAAUGGGGAAUUAGUAAACAAUUGUAUAGUAAUACAGAUUUGUGUGCUGUAGAAAAUAUAGGAAGAGUAUUAGCUCAGAGAUGUCUAGAAAGUGGAAUUCUUUUUGUUUAUUGUGAUUUUACUGAAGAAGAAUUAGCAUCUAAUAGAAUAAAAAUAUUUCUGAAAGCAUUAGAAGAAGGUGGUGUGACAUUGAGUGAACCAGAUCAAAUUAAACCUAGACAACAUCCAGAUCUAUGAUUAUUAUUUAAAUGAUUUUCAAACAUUAUGUAAAUAAAAUUUUAUUCUAAAUCUUUGUGAGAAAUAUUUU